Messenger RNA from Aedes albopictus (Asian tiger mosquito), 1647 nucleotides. RefSeq lists its product as uncharacterized. The transcript has a single exon. The coding region runs from base 1 to 1647 and encodes 548 amino acids. Lineage: Eukaryota; Metazoa; Arthropoda; Insecta; Diptera; Culicidae. The record is from RefSeq and is a predicted model, not a curated record.
AUGACUACGAAUCCGACGAACAGAGUUCUCAAGAAAAUGAACAGUUUUAUCGAUGAAUGGCACAGAAAGGGCUACAUUGAUUUCCGCACACAACGGAGAUUAAAAGAUUCGAGCUGCAACCCACCAAGAAUCUACGGAUUACCAAAGAUUCACAAAGAGAACCGUCCGCUCCGGCCGGUGGUGUCAACUAUAGGAUCGGCAACAUACAACAUGGCUCGAUUCCUGGCGGACGUAAUCGGAAAAGUGGUUGGAAAAACAGUUUUCCACGUACGCAACAGCUUCGAUUUUGCAGAAGAAAUCACAGGAGUCCAGACAAGUGAAGAAGAGGUAUUGUUUUCGCUGGAUGUGGUCUCGCUCUACACGAACGUACCAGUGGACUACGCACUGAGGUGUCUGUUGGAAAGGUGGCCCGAAAUAGAACAACACACGAACAUCGAUAAAGAUAGCUUCGUCGAUGCAGUAAAGGUGGUCCUAGAAUCAACUUUUUUCGUCUACCAAGCCAACGUUUACGCGCAAACGUUUGGCGUUCCAAUGGGAUCACCACUAUCCCCGGUGAUUGCAAAUAUCGUCAUGGAAAAGUUGGAACAGGAGUGCAUGGUGAAACUGGAGGAGAAGCAAAUACGCAUGAGAGUAUACAAGCGUUAUGUGGACGACUGCUUUUGCGUAGCCAGAAAAGACCAAAUUCAAACGAUCGUGGAAGUAUUCAACGAGUUUCACGAACGUUUGCAAUUCACGGUGGAAGAAGAAGUUGAUGCGAAAAUCAAAUUUCUCGACAUGAUGUUGGAACGAGAAAAUAAUAAAAUAACAACAUCCUGGCUUCCCAAACAAGCCAACGGAAGAUAUUUGGAUUUCACAUCCAAAAGUCCGUUCCAGCAGAAGCAAAACACCGCGAUCGCGCUAAUAGAUCGCGCAAUAAAAUUGUCGUGCGGCGAGAAACGAGAAGAAGCUCUGAACCAAGCCACGCGGAUCCUGGCGAAGAACAAUUACCCAACGUGGUUCGUGCACAGGGUGAGAAAACAACGCGUCCACAAGCAUUACAACUCACUGGACGCGGAAACCGGACCAGAUCAACACGCAAAGUAUGUGUCUGCUCCCUAUGUACCAUGCUUGAGCGAAAAAUUGAGGAAAAUACUGCGGCGCAAUGACGUGGUAUUAGCGUCCAGACCCCAAAACAAAAUAAAACACAAAAUCUUUAGCAAGAUGAAGGACCCAAUACCACCAGGGAAGCAGAGAAAUGUGGUGUAUUCCAUACCAUGCGGCGCGAACGACGGGAAGGUAUACGUGGGCCAGACGAAACGAAUGCUGGAGGUGAGGAUGGCCGAGCACAAAAACGACUGCAAAAAACGGAAUCCGAAAUCUGGCUUAGCUGUGCACAAUAUGGAAGAAGGGCAUUCGUUCGACUUCGAGAAAACAGCAGUGCUAGAACGCAUUGAGGACCCGGAGACCAGGAUUAUCGCAGAGGUAUUCCACAUUAAAAAGAUGGGAGAAAAACAAACGGUCAAUCUACAACGUGAGUGUGGCAACUUUAAUUCCACAUACAAUGGACUAUUGACCCGACUACCUGCACGAUCCAAUACACGAAUGAGAAGACGACCGAACACAAACGAUGACGAAGCUAAUGACGAAACGGGCGAUGUUGAACGUUGA